Mesocricetus auratus (golden hamster) is the source of this 1895-nucleotide messenger RNA. It is a transcript of the gene Best4, whose product is annotated as bestrophin 4. NCBI's taxonomy places the organism in Eukaryota, Metazoa, Chordata, Mammalia, Rodentia, Cricetidae. The transcript has 9 exons. Bases 1 to 1416 code for a protein of 471 amino acids. Gene Ontology annotation, molecular function: chloride channel activity. The record is from RefSeq and is a predicted model, not a curated record.
AUGACGGUGUCUUACACUCUCAAAGUGGCAGAGGCGCACUUCGGGGCCUUCUCUGGCCUGCUGCUCCGCUGGAGGGGCAGCAUCUACAAGCUCCUGUACAAGGAGUUCCUGCUCUUUGGUGCCCUGUACGCUGUGCUCAGCAUCACCUAUAGGCUGCUGCUGACCCAGGAACAGAAGCAGAUUUAUGCCCAGGUGGCCCGAUACUGCAACCGCUCAGCAGACCUCAUCCCCUUGUCCUUCGUGCUGGGUUUCUACGUGACUUUGGUGGUAAACCGCUGGUGGUCUCAAUACACAAGCAUCCCGCUGCCGGACCAGUUAAUGUGUGUCAUCUCAGCCUGUGUGCACGGUGUGGAUCAGAGUGGCCGCUUACUACGCCGAACUCUCAUCCGCUAUGCCAACCUGGCAUCGGUGCUGGUACUGCGUUCCGUGAGCACCCGUGUGCUCAAGCGCUUCCCUACAAUGGAGCACGUGGUGGAUGCAGGUUUCAUGUCUCAGGAAGAGAGGAAAAAGUUUGAGAGCUUGAAAUCUGACUUUAACAAGUACUGGGUCCCUUGUGUCUGGUUCACUAACCUAGCCGCCCAGGCCCGCAGGGAUGGACGAAUCCGUGACGACAUUGCUUUCUGUCUCAUAUUGGAAGAGUUGAACAAGUACCGUGCCAAGUGCAGCCUGCUGUUCCACUAUGACUGGGUCAGCAUCCCACUUGUCUACACCCAGGUGGUGACGAUAGCUGUAUAUUCCUUCUUCGCCCUCUCCCUGGUUGGCCGACAGUUUGUGGAGCCAGAAACAGGAGCUACCAAACUUCAGGAGACUCUGGAGCCAGGCAAGGGGGCCUCUCCAGUCCUGGGGGACCUGGACAUGUUCGUGCCUCUCACCACGUUGCUGCAGUUUUUCUUUUAUGCUGGUUGGCUCAAGGUAGCUGAACAGCUCAUUAACCCUUUUGGUGAGGAUGAUGACGACUUUGAGACCAAUCAGCUCAUAGACCGAAACCUGCAGGUGUCCCUGCUCUCUGUGGAUGACAUGUACCAGAACCUGCCUCCUGCCGAGAAGGACCAGUACUGGGAUGAGGCCCAACCUCAGCCACCCUAUACGGUGGCCACAGCUGCUGACUCGCUGCGCCCUUCCUUCCUGGGUUCCACUUUCAACCUGCGCAUGAGCGACGACCCUGAGCAGUGCCUGCAGGUGGAGGCGUCCCCAAGGUCCGACCUGCCCGCACCUGCUACACAGACGCCGCUGCUGGGCCGCUUCCUGGGCGCAGGAGCGCUCUCGCCUGCUGUAAGCCUGCGCAACUUCGGCCGAGCACGCGGGGCCCCCAGGACCCCGCACUUGCCUCGUUUCCGAACUGAGAUAGGCGGCCAGGAGGCUGCCAGCCGCAUAGAUGAGGCUGAGGAAUCUGGGGAUGAAACCCUGGAACCUUGAGAAUCCCUGUCCGUCCGGUGGCCACUGGGCCUUCUUUGCCAGUUGCACUGUCCUGCGACCAACUUGUCUGCAGUGGGUGGGCCACUGGGGAAAGCAUUGGGGGACAGCCCUUGAAAGCAAAGAUGGCAAGGAGUCAGAGCUGGGGUAGGGUGUCUCCUUUGGCUUGAGGUGAAGCUAGAAUGAAAUGGCCAAAUAUGUAGGGCUAAAACAGAGCUAAAGUUCUUUCCAGGCGUAUGGGGGCUAGGCUGGUGGCCCCAAACACUGGGGUGGCGUCCGCACCUUGCCUGGUACCCAGCCUCUUUGUACUGCAUUGGAUUUAGUUCUGAGCUUAGGAAGUGGCAUUUCUAAUUUUGGGACGCUGCAGGGCUAACCUAGGACAGCCGUUUCAGAAUGUUCCCUACCCCAGUAAGGGAAGUCCCGCAGCAUAUCUGCCAUGUUCACUUUCUGUUUGAGAAUAUAUCCCAUUUGUUCAUUGUGAA